Chinchilla lanigera (long-tailed chinchilla) is the source of this 821-nucleotide messenger RNA. Its product is annotated as type 2 lactosamine alpha-2,3-sialyltransferase. Gene Ontology annotation, biological process: glycolipid biosynthetic process. The record is from RefSeq and is a predicted model, not a curated record. Lineage: Eukaryota; Metazoa; Chordata; Mammalia; Rodentia; Chinchillidae. Gene Ontology annotation, molecular function: beta-galactoside alpha-2,3-sialyltransferase activity.
AAACCCAAACACCCAACAACAGGAAUUAUUGCCAUCACACUGGCAUUUCAUAUAUGUCACGAAGUUCACUUAGCUGGUUUUAAAUACAACUUCUCUGACCUGACGAGUCCUUUGCACUACUACGGGAACGCCACCAUGUCCUUGAUGAAUAAGAAUGCGUAUCACAAUGUGACUGCGGAACAGCUCUUUUUAAAGGACAUUAUAGAAAAAAAUUUCGUGAUCAACUUGACAGAAGAUUGACCCUACAAGCUCAGAAGAUUAUACUGACAGUAUUUUAUUUUUAUACUGGAAUUUUUAGUUUAUUUUUAAAUAUGUUGGAUGGACUUGUCAAAUAAUUAUGUAUAUUAAAUCUGUUGCUGCCUGGUGAUUCAUAACCACCAGUUUAAUCUCUGUGAAUAUAUUUAUGAAAACCAAGAAAUGUUUAAUUAUCAGGGAAAAAAGUUUUGAUUACAUUGUGUUCUUCAGAUAAGUUUUUGAGGUCUUUUUUUUAAAAACAUCUUACAGUUAUUUCAUCUUAGACUUUUCAAAGAAUGUGAUUUCCGAAGCAGAGAGAAUUUACUGCAGUGUGACAUUCGGAGAAGUUAAUGUAAACAGGAGGUGUCCUGUGAUUACACCUUGCUGUAGCAAAGUGUAACCCCUGGGCUGUGGAAGUCAUACUACUUUAAUUCAGUUUCUUCCUUCUGUAGUUAAUUAACCAUGAAUGUGAUUAGUAAUAAUUUGGUAGAAGGAAGACAGUGUUUUUUGCUUUUAUUUUUUAAGUUAAAGGAAAUAGGCAAAACAUACAAUUUUGAAUGAGUAAAUGACUAAAUUCAAUUAUUAAA